UUCUGAAGUGUUGUCAUAAUCAUAAACGUCAAACGAUUCUGUUAUUGCGACGAAUUGCGGGUGUAUUAAUUUCCCAGCUUUGUUUUAAAGUAAUUGAUUACUUGUAAAUUCAUAAACCAUAUACUUUCGUUUAAAGAUCACGUGUUGCUUUGUUGUUUUUUUACAAUGGAGGCUUUGUACGACGAUUUAAGUAACUACGAAGACGUGAACGCUGUAGAGGAGCUACGAGAGGAAAACAAGGAACUGAAAGUUAAGUUACAAGAACAUGCUGCUGCUAUGGAAAAGCUUCAAAAAGAUAUUUUGCAGGAUUAUGACAAGCUUGAGUUGGAGUUCAAGAUGUUGGAGCACAACUACUCAUCCUUGUUGAAAACUGCUCGCUCAGAAAUAGAGAGGAAAACGAAAAUGAUAUCUGAACUGAAUAAAGAAAAAGACAUGAUGGUAUUGGAUGCUUUAAAGAAAGGCAAACAUAUCAGAAGAAAUUUUAAGAAGCCAAAGUCAAAUGUGAACAGUGAGAGAGUUCAGCAUGAUAGGUAUAGUAAGGAGAGAGGAAAUGAUAAACAUGUGAAGGAGGAUCCUCUACAAAAGAGUUUUGAAAAAAAAGAAACAACUAUGUUACCUGCACAAGACAAGUUCCCUGAAUCAGGUACUAGGAAUAAGUAUGAAAAAACUAGUAGCAAAGCAGAUUAUAGUGAUAGGAAAAAUAAUGUUAAAGAAAAUAUGCCACACCAUAAGACUGAACACUAUGAUCCUCUUCAAGUACUGGCCGGCAAUAUUAAGAACAGGAGAAAGUCUAUGCCAGCUCCCAGUGCAUCCAGUGACAUACUAAGUUCGGAUGAGGAUUUAAAACGAAAUUAUAAAACCAAAGACACAAGAACUGAUAAUAGAAACUUGAAUAAAGUCUCACUAGAUAGACAUAGCAAUAAAAACACAGAGCCAUCCAAUCUGGAUGAUAGAGCUUACAAUUAUCAGGGAUCUAGUAGGGAUAUGCACAAAGGUAGAACAAGUAGAUAUGAUGUGCCAGCACACAGGGGCAGGGAUAACUAUGAAGUACCAUCGAGAUAUAGAAAGCAUCCUAGCCCAGAGCGUGUGCCGAAGAGAUUGCACAGAGAUGACUAUCACCAAGAUGACUAUUAUAGACAAGAACAAAGAAGACAUCAAGGCAGAUCCUUCGAAAGUCCACCUAAGUCUCAUAGCCGACACAGGCCACGACUGACAGAGAACCAACCUAAUUAUGAGAAGCAGUCCUAUGAACAAGACAAACAUAGGCAUCAAUAUGAGGACAAACAUAAUUCAACUAAACAUAGACAAUCAAGUGAAUAUGACGAACCACUGUCUAAGAGGCAAAGAAUAGAACCUCUUGUUCAUUCUGAUACUCAUUUCAAAGAAGAUAGAAGGCAUUAUCCAGAGAACCAGCCUGUCUGUACACAACCCAUGCCAGCAUUUUCCCCUCAUGAAUAUGAUAGUGUUCGUUUCUCCUGCCAGUCCCCAGACUCUGUGCACGCGGAAUCAGCCAUUCCACAUUCCGUUAAAGAAAUCAUGGCUGUUGCUGCAAUACCACUAGAAGAUCCACGACUCUCAAGCUUAAAAUAUGCCGUUAUUAAACAAAAUGGCAAGGAUGUAUUAUCAACAAAAGUUGGCCUGAAUGUUGAUUUAAAACCAAUUGACAGAAGUUAUUAUGAUGUUCCUCCUGUUAAUGUCCCAACUGCAUUAGUGCGUCGUCCUUCGACUGACAGUAUUAUAAGCGAUAUCUAUCGUGAUGUCGGUAAUCCAGCCACUAAUUUAGAUGUGUCAUUUGAGUCAGGAGAGGUUUGUGAGACUGAUUAUGAAUAUCAUGACAUUUACGAUAUACCACACAAACAAAGCAAACAUGAAAUACAACCAAAACAAGUUAAAAAUGAUUCUACAAAGCAAACAAAAAAUGUAGGAACACUAGCCAGCCAGCCUAGCUUUGAAAAGUAUGUCAUACCAAAAGUUGGUCACAACAGUACAAAUACGUCAACUGUUCCUAUCAAUGAUCCACCUGAAACCGUCUCUCAUAGUAAAUAUAUUCAGAAAAAAGAUGCGGCUGAAAGUUCUUUCCCAAGGAAAUCAUUAAGCCUUGAACACAUACAUGAAGGGUCUGUAAGUUUUCCUAAUAACAACGGUAUCCAAAAGGAAAAUCAAAGUCAAGUAACACUCAAUAAAAUGGCCAUGGUUGCCGGCGAUUUAGAGCUAAGUGAUGACACCAGUGAUAAUGUUGAUAUACACAAACAAGUGGUGAAAGAAAAAAUUGAGAAAAGUUGCAAAUCUUUGACAAAUAUUAUCAAAGACAAGAAGGAAACUGAAAGCCUCGCGUCAUCAAAGGUGACGACGACACAUGUAGGUGAUAUAGAAAUUAAAAAUACUCCAGAUGAUAAUAGAGAAUUAGAAACAGUUAAGAAGCAAAAGAGCAAAAAAUCUAAGGGAAAGUCUAAAUCGAAAGAAAUGUCUAAAGAUUCUGUAGAAAGUUUAGAAGCUAACUGUCUUCCUGAAAAGACCAAGGCAAGGACUAAAAAAGAUAAAGAGAUAAAACCUAAAAAAACAAAGGAAAAGUUUAGUGAUCUCUUUGGUGAUAGUAAUAGUUUGGUGACUCCUGAAGAUUUAGGGAUACCUUCAUACUUACCUAUUUCUGAAGACGCACAAGAUGCGGUUGAUAUGAAGAUCGACAAAGCUAUUGCCGCUUCCCCUUCUCCGUUAGACAAGGGAGAAAUUCCUCUUGUGCAAACAGAACGCGCCGUAGAAGCGAAAGACACAACUACAGUUUGUGAUAUUAUGAGGGCGACAGAACCAAUGGAAAAUCACAAACUUCCAUCUCCUAUUGUAUAUGAAAACCUAAAUCCUGGCAUUGAUUCAGAUGAUACGGGUGUGGUUAAAACAGUUAUAAUUUCGACAGGAGUGCAGCCCGAGAUUCCGUUUGACGUUAACACCCAAGUUAAUACAAAUCCUACAGAUAGCACUAUGCCAGCAAAUGUGAGCUCAAAACCGACUGCAUUAGAAUAUAAAAAACACGAUCAUUUAAAAGCCUUGGCUACAUCUACACCACAAAAAGAAAUUACUGGUAAAAACUCAAUAGAAUCCGAAGUUGGAACAAUGGACUCUGCUAGUAAGUCUGAUAUGGUCAAAGCAGUUUUAACGAUAUCUAAUGCAGAACCAGUAGCCAAACAGACUGACGUAAAUACUUUAGAUUCUCACGAUGCACCUGAUGUUAGAAUAUUUAUGAAGAGGCGCAGAAAGAUUAUAAAACGUCCACCGACUACCACUUAGCACAUAAUUACAUUAGUUUUAAGGAAGAACUGAAGUAGAAUAAUGUAGAAUGUCUGUGUAGACAAAUGAUAGUGCAGUCUUGUAAGCCGGCUUCAGAUAAUGCACAGUCGCAGAGAGUUAAGUUGGAGUUACCGCAGUAUUUAAGAUAAUAUGCUCUUUUAUUUAUAAAGUUAUAAGUUUCAUAAUUAUGUUUGAUUUACCUAUUUUUCUAUGGUUUUGAAUCAGACUGAAUAUUUUAUGUAAAUAUUAUUUUAAGCAUCAUCAUUCAUCACUCUGCACCGUCUCUAUGGUGGCUGUGAUUAAGUUACUCAGUAAAAUAGUCGUAAGUUACAUUUAGCAGGUGCUCAACCUAAUUUUAAGUUUACAAAAACAAAUACAUAUUUUGUUUAGUGGAUUGUGGCAAGCUUUUUUGUUGUCUGCAGUUUCACCGCGCGUGCGACAUGUUUUUUGUUACGUAUUUAAACAAAUUUUAUUGGAUCCGCCAAGGCAAAAUCUCAUUCACAAAAUCACCAAUAGUUUUGGUCAAACAUUACUAUGAAUGAAUGUGUCUGAAUGGAAUUUGUUGUAAUAUACAAAAAUAUUUGUACAAUAUUUUGUCGUUUACGUGGCCAUUUUUGUUUUAGUAUUUUGUAUUUAUUUUUAUAUCUCAAAUUGAUACAUACAUAACCUCACGCCUGUUUCCCGUGCGGGUUUACAGAGAGUACGGAAUGUCAACUGCCAAAAAUGAUUAUAGUUUUCAAAAACAGUUCGUGCUAAUCACUCACACCACUCAAUUUUAAGACGCUUUACGUUUUAGGUCAUCCGCAUAGGUAUUGGUAACAUACCACUAUAAUGAUUAUCAACUAUUUCCAAACAAAUUGGAUAGAGAUCCCUUAGAAUGCAUGAUUCCUGUGCGCUGUGCGGCGGCAACAACAGGUUUCCGAAGUAUUUUACUGAGAUUUGCGAAUUAGUUUUUAGCAUCGCAUCAUAUUGCCCUUGGUAUAUCCAGUGUUCAUGUAUCCGUGACACUUGUAUAAUAUUUUCAUGAUGCUACGUUUUUCCACAAAUAGCAUCCUACUUGUAAACAAAACUUAUUGAAAAAACAAAUAAAAUAUUUGGUGUAUUCCCAUAA
Messenger RNA from Spodoptera frugiperda (fall armyworm), 4393 nucleotides. RefSeq lists its product as uncharacterized. The record is from RefSeq and is a predicted model, not a curated record. Bases 166 to 3282 code for a protein of 1038 amino acids. Lineage: Eukaryota; Metazoa; Arthropoda; Insecta; Lepidoptera; Noctuidae. The transcript is spliced from 7 exons.